AAGAUCUUAAAAAGUUCGAUUUUAUAUGGAAUACAGAGGUGCGCAGCUGGCUUACCGAUUACGUUAACUAUCAACUAUCAAUUUGAAUAAAUGCAGAGGAAGCAAUCAAUAUCCUGACUUCUACCGUAUGUGCAGAGAAGCCUGGAGAUGCCAGGGAAUAUAUCGGUAUAAACGUUGCAAUUAUCCAGGACGAUUGACAGCAGGGCUAUCAUACAUUUUGACCUCUCAUCCUAACUUCAUCUUUAUACAUCCAUCAAAGCUCAAUCCAGAGAAGAGAUCGAAGGAAUACACCAGAUGCAACACAAUCGGGCCUCCACAAGGGGACCAUCAUGGAUUCAUGAGUCCCCGAUUAUACAUAUGUGGGAUACAGACGAUGAAAAGUGUGGUAUAAAGGCGAAAGGUGUACCCGGAGCUCCUUCACUAAGGAAUAUCGCUAUGCGAUGCGCUCUGGCCGAUCAGAGGAAUCUGGGCCUGGAGUCUUUUCAGGGCCUGCCCUGGCAUUUUGCAAGCGAGAUGUGGGAGUGUCUUGGGCGUUACGGAAAGCAGACGCUAUACAUGUGGAAACUGCUCGCAAAAGUAUAUCCGGAUCAAUUCCGCCAGGUCGCACCGUACAAGUGUAUGAAAGUCAACUGUCCCAGAAUGUCCGUACGCAAGUAUCUGGGUUUGACGCAAGGCGAUGCGUCGAACUGGGCUACCGUCAUCACGCUGGCUGCUCCAUUUGCGCGGGUCCCGGAGCUCGUGGACAUUCCUAAUGUCGCCAAGAACCUGGUUGCGUUGGAAAUUAGUACUGUGUCCGAGGAGCUGCGAUUCAUGACUGAUCCGGACGAUGUCAAUGAUGAAGAGACGACGACGAUGACGUUAAGUGACAGGAUCGUUCGAACUUGGAGUGAACUUGCGCGGUCGUCUGGCGCAUUUGCGCAUCUCCGUGUACUCAGUCUACGUGACCAAGCUGAUCUCUCGCGCAUGGCUUUGCAUUAUCUCACGUCCUUUCCUGCGCUGUGCGUUAUUCUUAUCCAGAAUUGUCCGAAGAUUACUCUUUCUAAGGGCAUUGAGCAGAAUGGCUGGGCGGCUGGUUCCUUCUCACAGUUGGUCAGGGGUACUGAUGAUAGCUGGAGUUAUUCGCUGUACGAGCUCUACAAGGCGAGUCUCUUAGCUGUCGACACUGAGUAUACUCUGAGCCGGGAUACUCCGAUCCUUGACUUUCAGAUGGGAGGGAGCCUGGGGAAAAGUGGCCUGCGAUCCCCGCCGACGGUGCUCUUCAGGCGGGAAGCCAUGGAAUUGGAACCGCGGGAACCCGAGUUGAAGAGACCCAGACUUGGCGAGAAUACCGGAAGGAAGAAGGCCGUUAUGAAGAAUCGCAGAGGAAAGGACCUGACGGGGGUUUUGGAGGAGUUUCUUUGAAUACAUAAAAUAGAACUAUUUUAAUAAUUAAUGCAAGAUUCACCGCCGAGAAUCGAUAAACGCAGACUUCCCC
Molecule: messenger RNA, 1474 nt
Organism: Monascus purpureus
Lineage: Eukaryota; Fungi; Ascomycota; Eurotiomycetes; Eurotiales; Aspergillaceae
Source: the annotation of a GenBank genome assembly